UUUCUUCACGGUACUGUUACUUCAUUUUAGACAUUUGUUAAACCAGUCCUGUAGUUGAUGAUGUUGUCACUCUUGUAGAUCCAUCAUUUUACCACCAUUAAAAAAUAACCAUCACCAUCAGUAUCACCUAAAUAUCACCUAAAUUUCAGUCAUCAUUUAUCAUUAGUUUUUAAUUGUUACCUUCUUUUGUCAAACUAUGACCUCCAUCUUAGGACAAUAUCCAAUCAACCCUUUGCUUACCGACGAAAGGUCCAAGUCUAGUUUUAAUAUCGAAAAGUUGACUUAUUUUCUUGAAGGUGAUCAAGAAAAAACUCUUAGACGUCGAGAGUUAGAAAAAAAGUUUUAUGAAGAUGAAUUUCCAAGUGAUUUGAUAAAAGUUCCCGUUGAUUAUUUGGAUCAUUCUGAAAUCUAUACCGAAGCAUUGAUUAAAGCGGCCAGAAUUUACUUCGAAGCAUUUAAUCUUGAAGAUCCUCGUGAAGUGCUUGGAAUCGCCGAUGCUUAUCAUUAUGAAGCUUCACCUUUACUUUUACACUUUGCGAUGUUCAUUCCAGCCUUAAUGGGACAUUGUAACGAUGAACAACAAGCUCGAUGGUUACCUGAUGCUAUCGAACUUAAAAUUAUCGGUACUUAUGCUCAAACCGAAUUGGGCCAUGGAAGUUAUCUCAAAGGUUUACAGACUGAAGCGAUUUAUAAUCAUUCAGAUCAGACAUUUACUCUUAACUCACCGAACCUUGAGUCUAUCAAAUGGUGGCCUGGAGGAUUAGGUAAAACCGCUAAUCACGCAAUUGUCCAAGCUCAAUUGUUCGUUGAUGGUGUUUACCGGGGACUUCAUCCGUUUAUUGUUCAAAUUCGUGAUAUGGAAACUCAUGAGCCACUUUCUGGAAUUGAGGUUGGUGAGCUUGGACCAAAGUUCGGAUUCAAGGCAGCCGAUAAUGGUUAUCUCAAGUUAUCCUCGGUUGUUAUUCCUCGAACCAAUAUGCUGAUGAAAAACGCUUUCAUUGACGAGAAAGGAUGUUACCAAGCUAAAGAAGCAACCGAUAAGCUUAACCUUGGGACGAUGUUGUUUGUUCGUGUGAUCAUCAUUGACAUGAUGUCUUUCAACAUUUCGAAAGCGGCCACAAUAGCGACAAGAUAUUCAGCCAUUCGUAAGCAAGGUCCAAAUCCUGAUUCAAACAAUUCAAGUGAAAUGAAGAUAAUUGAUUAUUCAGCUCAAAGGUACAAGUUAAUUCCGUGUAUCGCUUUAUCGCACGCUUGUAAAGCCGUUUUCAUCUCACUAAUGACCGCUUUCAAAGAUGUCAACGAGAGCAUGUCGAAAAGAGGUGAUUAUGGAUUGAUACCUUUACUUCAUGCAAUGUCUUCUGGUCUUAAAGCUUUGACCACUGACCUUGGGGCAGCGGCUGUUGAAACCUGUAGACGAGCUUGUGGAGGUAAUGGAUUCCUCCUUGUUUCCGGAUUACCACGAAUCUUUGCCAAUACGGUGGCUGCGUGUACAUAUGAGGGUGAAAACACCAUUUUGUAUCUUCAAACAGCUCGUUAUCUAUUCAAAAUGGUUCGAACCUCGACAAACAAUACUAAUCACGCCAACGAUCAAACGGUUUCCACUUCUAUUGGUUAUCUUUAUCGAGUUACAAGGCCGAAUAUUGGUAAUCUGGGAAAAAGCGAAGGACGAAUUGUUAAUGAUGUUGAAGGUCUAUUACGAUUGUUUUCUGCUUCAGCUUAUUACCACUGUCAUCGAGCUUUCGAUCAAGUUGAAUGUCGAAUGAGAAUCCAAGGACAAUCAUAUGAAAAGGCUUGGAUCGAGUGUCAAAAUGAUCUUAUCAAAGCGGCAAAAUCUCAUCUAAUCUACUAUAUGUUAACCAAAUACUGGGAUUGGGUCUCGACAGCGGAUAAAUAUGAUGCCACAAUUGCCUCGCUUUUACGACGAUUGGCCUGUUUUUAUUUCGGUUUCACGAUUGUUGAAAGUAAAGGUGAUUUCUUGGCGGUUGGAUUGGAUCUAAAUUCAAUUGAGCAAAUUCAAGAUGAAUUAUCAACGCUCAUGACUGAAUUACGACCUGAUAUGGUCUCUCUCGUCGAUGCAUUUGAUUUACACGAUAUGGUUCUUAUGUCAGCUUUAGGUUGUAAGGAUGGUAAUGUUUAUGAGCGUCUAUUUGAUUUGGCAAAAAAAGCUCCUCUCAAUCAAGUUGAUCCAAACCCAUCGUUCAUCAAAUACAUCAAAGACUUAACCAAAUCAAAACUUUAAUUAACUUGUAAAGUUUAAUUUUCCACAUGGAAUCAAAACUCUCAACAAUUUAAUCUCAUCUCUAAUCAUCACAUAAUUAUCACAAUCUAAAUCUAUAUCAUAUAUAUAUUUGUUAUCAAUUUCAUGAGAAAAUUAUUUUUAAUCAAAAA
Messenger RNA from Panonychus citri (citrus red mite), 2388 nucleotides. RefSeq names its product peroxisomal acyl-coenzyme A oxidase 1-like (gene ACOX1). Gene Ontology annotation, molecular function: FAD binding; fatty acid binding; acyl-CoA oxidase activity. The transcript is spliced from 3 exons. Gene Ontology annotation, cellular component: peroxisome. The record is from RefSeq and is a predicted model, not a curated record. Lineage: Eukaryota; Metazoa; Arthropoda; Arachnida; Trombidiformes; Tetranychidae. Bases 197 to 2239 code for a protein of 680 amino acids. Gene Ontology annotation, biological process: lipid homeostasis; fatty acid beta-oxidation using acyl-CoA oxidase.